Molecule: messenger RNA, 2114 nt
Organism: Cryptotermes secundus
Lineage: Eukaryota; Metazoa; Arthropoda; Insecta; Blattodea; Kalotermitidae
Gene: Cpes
Product: ceramide phosphoethanolamine synthase
Exons: 2
Coding region: 152-1210 (352 amino acids)
Biological process (GO): phospholipid biosynthetic process
Cellular component (GO): membrane
Molecular function (GO): phosphotransferase activity, for other substituted phosphate groups
Source: RefSeq, a predicted model, not a curated record
GUCUUGAUUUAUGAUGUGGUGAUGAAACCUGUUGUUAUCCAGUAACCCUAGAAGGUGAGUGGGCAUCCUCUUGCUGGAGUUAUAUUACAUUAGAAAAUAGAUACCUGAUUUAGGAUUUAAACAACACUACAAAAUUCCACUUGAAGCAAAAAUGGUGGGUCCAUCUUCAUUGUUUAGCAAAAUCCUUGUGGGAUGUAUGUUUCUCUUGUUUUUGUAUUUCUUAUACAUGGAUACAAGUUUAUAUUUUCGAAUACAGAACUUUCCUAUACGAAGAGAAGCUGAUAAUAGUACUUUACUGGAAUCGGAAUUAUUUUUUUCUUGUGAAGUUUCUCCACUUUGUGAUGUGACAGUAAAAUCUAUGAUGUUGGACCAUGCCAAUCACUACUUGUUGAGCCCAUUGGCAACACUGGCUGACAAGAUUCUUGGCAUUCAUCAUAUAGAAUACAUAACACCAAAUAUGAUAAGUGCAUUUCAUGUACUUGUGGCAGUUGCUUCUGCCAAGUGUAUAGCAUCUGAUUCCUUGGUGACACGCCGGGUGGGUGUUGGACUGUUUGAGCUGCGAAGCAUGCUGGAUGAUCUAGAUGGACAUGUUGCUAGAGCCAGAAAACACAUUCGAGGAGAAACAUCUGAAAUAGGAUCUGUGGGUUACUUUGUGGAUGGUUUGUGUGAUGCAUUAGGAACAAUAGCAUUAUUGAUUGGUUGCCUUGUUUUCCUGAAGAACAACCCUCCACGUAGAGGCUAUACGCAACUGCAGACGAUAAUCCCGCAAGUACUGGAUGUGUCAAAGGACACUGGUGCAGGUGUAACAUAUAAAGGAAAAGUUACAUCAAAGAAAGUGAUGCAUAAAUUGAGUUGUUUUGGAGCACAGGUGUUGCUGAGCUCAACAGCCUGGAAUCGGUACAUUGCUUUGUACCAGGAUCUUUUGGAGAGGCACAGUGUGACAGAACAACAGGCACAGGGUCAAAUCCAAGCAUUUCGAUCAUCUCUGAUGUGGACUGUUGCGUGGUUAUGGCGUUUAUUUAAUCCACAAGCCUAUAUUCAUGCUUUGCUUAUUGCCAUCUUUUGUGACAAGGUAUGGGAGUUACUUCGUGCUGUGCAGUAUAUUGGAUUUAUUGUGCUCCUGUGUCUUAUUUGUAUUUCUGAGAUGCAUGUGCUAGAGGUUCAAGCUUUCAUAUAUAAAUCUCUUAGCAACAGCACGACUGUGACAUAAUGAUUAUUGUGAACAUGGAAUGUUUCAAUUUAAGUUAGCCAUUACAGAUUCUAAGUUGGUGGAAUGGUUUCAAGUAUAUUUUUACAUAGCAUUGCUUGUUUGAAGACUGUGCCAUAUAUAGUUGGCUAAUGUUUUUCCUCCAAAUAUUAAUUUUUCAUGUUCUAAUGAUGAUUUUAUAUGUAUAGUAUAUAUACAUAUACUCAGUAAAUUAUUUUACUCUUGAAACAAAUGUUCAUCUCUCAUAGAAUGGGCCAUAAUACAGUUGGAGCAUUAUGUUUCAUGUAUAUGGUGUCUCAAAUUAAAUAUAAGAUUCAUUUACGGAGAGUACUAGCAAACUGAACCAGCAGCACAGCAUACCAAGAAAAAUGAACCUGAACAUAUUAAAAUGGUAGAAUGUUUGUGUUGUACAGAGGUGUAACAGUGAAACUAUAGUACAAAUUAAUGUGCUCAUAUACAGUUAUGAAAAUGGCAGGUAUUGAUAAUAAUGUGACACUGCUGUAUGCAGCAGUUUGCAUCUUUUGGCAGUAAAUGGUGGUUGUAAGUUCUGUAUUAAUUUGGAUCCUUAUUUCAGUGAGUGUAGUAUUUGUCCAUUAAUGUGUUAAUAAAAGGUGUUGGUGAUAAGUUAUGAUGAAUACAAAACAUCUUGCUGUUUACUUCAUUUCUCAACUUGACGAUAAUUAAUUGCCUCUGAUUCAUAGCUGUAUGCAGUGUUAAUAGACAGAUGCACAUUCUAGCCUGUGGAAAUGUAAAACAAACCACUUGGAAUGUAUUUGUUCAGUAUAAAGAAAAAAUGGAUUCUUGUAAAAUCUGCCAUGACAGAUCAUGUGUUUUGAAUUUAAAAGUUAAUGAAGAGUUCUGUCCUUUGGGGUGUAAUGCUUUGUAGUCCAUUGAAAGUCAGCCAAUA